Molecule: messenger RNA, 1911 nt
Organism: Phyllostomus hastatus (greater spear-nosed bat)
Lineage: Eukaryota; Metazoa; Chordata; Mammalia; Chiroptera; Phyllostomidae
Gene: FTCD
Product: formimidoyltransferase cyclodeaminase
Exons: 14
Coding region: 105-1820 (571 amino acids)
Molecular function (GO): folic acid binding; transferase activity
Source: RefSeq, a predicted model, not a curated record
CCCGGCGGGGAGUGUGCAGGCCCUGCAGGACGCGGAGAGCCCCGUGCGUCCUGCCCUCCUGCCUCACGCGAGCAGCGUCCCGACCGAGGCUCAAGGCCCCAACCAUGUCUCGCCUGGUGGAAUGCGUCCCCAACUUCUCGGAGGGGAACAACCAGGAGGUGAUCGACGCCAUCUCCCAAGCUGUGGCUCAGACCCCGGGCUGCGUGCUGCUGGACGUGGACGCCGGCCCCUCGACCAACCGCACCGUCUACACCUUCGUGGGGUCUCCCGAGGAUGUGGUGGAGGGGGCCCUCAACGCCGCCCGGGCUGCCUUCCGGCUCAUUGACAUGAGCAAGCACAAAGGAGAGCACCCUCGGAUGGGCGCCCUGGAUGUGUGUCCCUUCAUCCCGGUGAGGGGCGUCGGCAUGGCCGAGUGUGUGCUCUGUGCCCAGGCCUUCGGCCAGCGGCUGGCAGAGGAGCUGAACGUGCCAGUGUACCUCUACGGUGAGGCAGCACAGGUGGCCAGUCGCCGGACCCUGCCGGACAUCCGGGCAGGGGAGUACGAGGCCCUGCCUGAAAAGCUUAAGCAGGCCGAGUGGGCGCCCGACUUUGGCCCCAGCACCUUUGUCCCCAGCUGGGGGGCCACUGCCACAGGGGCACGGAAGUUCCUCCUCGCCUUCAACAUCAACCUGCUCAGCACCAAGGAGCAGGCCCACCGCAUCGCCCUCAACCUCCGGGAGCAGGGCCGGGGGAAGGACCAGCCAGGACGUCUGAAAAAGGUUCAGGGCAUCGGCUGGUACCUUGAUGAAAAGAACCUGGCUCAGGUGUCCACGAACCUCCUGGACUUUGAGGUCACAGGGCUGCAUACGGUCUAUGAGGAAACCUGCAGAGAAGCCCAGGAGCUGAGCCUCCCAGUGGUGGGCUCGCAGCUGGUGGGCCUGGUGCCCCUGAAGGCCCUCCUGGACACUGCUGCCUUCUACUGCGAGAAGGAGAACCUCUUCAUCCUGGAGGAGGAGCACCGGAUCCGGCUGGUGGUGAACAGGCUGGGCCUGGACUCCUUGUCUCCCUUCAAUCCUAAAGAACGGAUCAUCGAAUACCUGGUCCCCGAGGGCAGACCUGAGCAGCGCUUGGUGGACAAGUCCCUGCAGGCCUUUGUCCGAGAGGUGGGCGCCCGCUCCGCAACCCCGGGGGGCGGCUCAGUGGCAGCGGCCAGUGCGGCCAUGGGCGCCUCGCUGGCCUGCAUGGCCGGCCUGAUGACCUACGGGCGGCGCCAGUUCGAGCCCUUGGAUGCGUCCAUGCGGCGCCUGAUCCCACCCUUCCAUGCAGCCUCGGCCAAGCUGACGGCGCUGGUGGAUGCCGACGCCCAGGCCUUCGGGGCCUGCAUGGAAGCGAUGAAGCUGCCAAAGAACACACCGGAGGAGAGGGAAAGCCGGGCAGCUGCCCUGCAGCGGGGGCUGAGGCAGGCGGUGGCCGUGCCCCUGGAGCUGGCGGAGACAGUGGCCUCGCUGUGGCCGGUGCUGCAGGAGCUGGCCCUGUGUGUGAACUUGGCCUGCCGGUCAGACCUGCAGGUGGCGGCCAAGGCCCUGGAGACAGGCAUGUUUGGUGCAUAUUUCAACGUACUUAUCAACCUGAAGGACAUCAGUGAUGACAAGUUCAAGGACCAGGCUCCUGCAGGACGCCAAGACCCAGGCCGAGCAGGUGCUGGACCGCCUGGGGGAGCGGCGGGAGUGACGGCAGGGAGGGUCUCACUGGACUCCACACCCCCAGCGCCCUCUCUCCCUUCCCAAGAGGAUCCGGCUCGCCUGACAAGACAGGGCGGCCUUUGGAGACCGUCCCUGUGAGGCCCAGGCGGUGGGCAUGGGGGGUGGACGGGGCCUGUCUGAGGUUGGGGGUGUCGCCCACCAUCCCCUGUGGCCUCUAGUAAAGUGACAA